Debaryomyces fabryi is the source of this 900-nucleotide messenger RNA. RefSeq lists its product as uncharacterized. Gene Ontology annotation, molecular function: protein heterodimerization activity. The transcript has a single exon. The record is from RefSeq and is a predicted model, not a curated record. Bases 1 to 900 code for a protein of 299 amino acids. Lineage: Eukaryota; Fungi; Ascomycota; Pichiomycetes; Serinales; Debaryomycetaceae.
AUGAAUGAAAGUAAUGGAACUGAUGAUAUGAUGAAUAUAAGUGGUUUACCAAAGCCUAAUGAUCUAUUAGAAACUAUAUCGACACCAAGAGAAAACCUUUUAGAAUUACAAAAUUUGUCUAAUCAAGAAGAAGAGGGAGAACGGGAAUCGUUAGCUUCUCUAAAUGGUGUGGUGAAUGAAGAAUAUACAAUUGAUAAUGAUUUCAGUAACGAUUUGUUUGAGGAAGCAUUUGAUAGAAAUAAUGAACAUAAUGAAAUUAGUGAUAGCUCAGUCAUACAACCCGAUAAGCCUAUGACUAGAGCCCACAUCACUAGAAUAACAGGAAGUGAUAAAACUAGAACAGAACGAAACAAUAUAAAACUUUCCAUGAAUAUGAUAAAAAAUGUUGUAAAGUCAUUGCAAGUUGCACCUCCAAAGAGUAAUGGUUCUACGACUUCACAAAUAACACAUAAUCAAAAGCCCAAGAGACUAUCUUCUGACAUCUAUGAGUUUAUCCAGAAAAAGUCUGAUGAUUUUAUUCUGAAUGUGGUAGCGGACUUGGAAGCAUAUUCAAAACACCGAACUAACAACAAAGGGAAUCAAAUUAACAUCAAAGAUGUUCUUCUUUAUUUAAAUAGGAUUAAAUUUAGUACUGGUGAUCAGAAUAGAGUACAAGAUGUUGAUAGCAUAAGUAACUUGGCUUAUGAAUUCUUGCCAUUGGAGUUGCUUAUUUCACUUGAUAAUAACUUACAUGGCCGGGCAAAUAGUCAGAAGUCUAAAACCUAUGAAACGGAAGAUCAGUCAAGGAGCUACGCAAGUGAUAGCGAAUCUGAUUACGUUAAUGAAAUUGUUCCAAGGCGGAUAAAUAUAACUAAUGAUAGAAGACAUUUUAAAAUAUUAAGUGAUAGUGAAACUGAAUAA